UGUUUUUUUCCCCAAACUCCUACUCUCACAAACAAAAUGGAAGACGACGUGACGGCAAUGCUGGCACACGUCCCGAUGGGCCGCCUCACUUGGCGGGAAGACCCCGCCUCCACCUUUGCAGACUGGACUGUGGUUGUGCAGGAUGCUGCGCUUUCUGGGUGCCAGUAUGGUGACGUGCCUGCGCUGCUCGAGUCGUCGGCCGCUGAGAACGCAGCAGCUGAAACGACCACUGUGACCAGAGGCGAUACAGCGUCCCCGCCAAAACCAGGCACGUCCUCCCCACCACCGCCGCCGCCGCUCCAGGCUCAGCAACCAGGACUGCUGCAGCAGCAACAGCAGGGUCAAAGCUCACUUGCUGGCGUGAUUCCCGGUGCGAACGGAGCAGCAGCGGUCGGUGAACCCCUGCAAGUCGCUCCUGUGGCUCUUGUGACAACGCCGACAACAACGCCGCAGCCAGCCGCAGCAGCCGUACAGCCGCCCCGACCUGCUGCCCCGACCCCGCUGCGACCCAACCGAAAUGCACAAGUGCGUGGCGCUCGGGCUGGUGCGGGCCCUGUGCAAGGAGCAUUGCCAGCGGCAACUCCGACUCGCGUCAUCAUAGCGUCAGCUCAUCCUGCACGGCAACAGCAACAACAACAACAACAGCAUGCGACGCACAACCCACACCACCACCACACUCAUCACCAGAAUCACCAUCACCAGAAUCACCAUCAUCACCAUCAGCAGCAGAACCAGCAGCCGAAUCCGCGAAGCCCGGCCAUUCGACUUCCUUUUCGGGGUUUGCGGCACGAGCAGCAACAACAGCCCCAAUCUCAGCAGCAACAACAGCACCAGCAAUCCCAACAACAAGGGCAGUCCCAGACAGACAGAUCAGAUGCUCAGCAACACCCACCUCCGAUGCCCCUUGCAUUGACGCAGCCCGGGGAGGCAACCUACCAUGUGCACGCGUGCAUUCUGGCCGUUGGCAGCCGCGGUUCUGGGUUUUUCAGAACGCUCAUGCAGACCCCGCUCGAGUCGACAGAGCGACAGAGCCGAACCACCAUCUUGUAUCUUCCUCAAGCGUGCUUGCCAGUCUUCCCGCUCGUGCUGGACUACAUGUAUGACGGUAGUUGGGACGCCGUGACCUCGAGCACGGCGGUGCCAAUGCUGCGGGUCGCCCAUCAGCUCUGCAUGGCAGAUCUUCAUGCUCGCUUGAUGCGCUUUAUUGACGAGACCAUGUCCACGUGGACGGCGCCAGUCUACCUCGCUGACAGCUUGGUUCUGGCGCUGCGCCAACUGUACGAUCGCGCGCUCGCCGUUUGCGCGUCCGACUUUCUUCAGUACGCUGCCGAUCAGUUUAACGUGCUUCCGGUAGGCACUUUGAUUGAACUGCUCCAGCAUCCAAGUAUGCAUGCACCUCCGGCGAACAUUUCCCAUUGCAUUUGCUCCUAUCUGCUGGCCAACGAAACACUGCCGCUCUGUCACAGCGAAGACACUGCCCCGUCCAUCUCAGACGCCAAUCCUGCCUCGACGCCAGCGACGUCCUCCAACGGCACUGCUACGGCCGUCCCGGUAGUCGGCAAGAGCUGCGUCUUUGUCGUUGGGAUGAGCCAGCCGCCGACUGCUUCAGCGUCGCAGUGCGGCAGCGACGCGCUCGUUCGUUCCGCUGACGCCGUGCCUGCCCCCAAUUCCGCGGACGCCGUGCCUGCCAACAAUUCCGCGGGCGCCACACCUGCCUUGACCAUGUCGCCGGUACUCGACCAGAAGCAUCCGUCCACCUCCACGGAUGAUGCCCUCUCUGACGAAGAAUUUGACUCGUUAACUGCCGUCCUCUCGGACGUCGCUCGGGAUAGCGCCGUUCCAAUUCUGCUCAGCGCCUGCGCCCACCGCAAUCAGCGUGUCAUUGCGCUGGCCUCCAAGUCCAUUGCCGAGUCCUUCUUUCUGAGGCAGGUCGGCGAGCUCGACGACGUCCCGUGCGAGGUUCUCUACAACAUUCUCGUGCAUGAAGCCUUGGCGGCGCAUACAGAGGAUGUCGUGUACGACGUCAUUCAAGAGUACUUGCAAAACUCGUCGCACCGUUGGCACAUGACGGACGCGGACGUGUCGCGACUUUGGUCGGCAUGUCGGUUUACGUGGCUGUCCAUGGAGCGGUUGACCCUGGCCGCGAUGCAACCCUCGAUGCCGCCGGCCUUGAUUGCUCAAGCCACGCUUGCUCGCUGCUGGCGACUGGAGCGCGCGCCGGCAGGCGUGCAUGCACAAGCCGGCGCGGUCUUUUCGAGCACUGCCGCGCCAGAGCGCGUGCGAACCGAACUGGCUCAACGAAAGACCUAUCUGCAAACGCCAAUCUUGCGCUGGCAUGUUGGGCCGCUGCGCAACACUGACGCCACCCGGGGCGGUAGCAGCGGUGCCUCCACGUCGAGUGGGGCCUUCUCCUUCUCGGACAUCCCGUCGUCGGCCUCGAAUGUGUUUUCAGCCAUGGCUGUGGCCCCUCCAGUCAUCUGGGUUGGUGCACACGCUGCCGCCUUUUCAUCACCGGCACCGAAUGCUGCAACGACGACGACGACGACGACGGCUACUGCGGCCAGCAAUCAGUCAGUCCCUAGCAGCACCAACCACCGACCCGGAUUUGCUGCGCCGACGGUCAGUUCGACUGCCGCUGCGCAAGCGACGUUCAACAGCGGCAUGCCGACAACCACCAUCUUCUCUUCUGGCAUUCCGUCGUCGUCGUCGAGCAGCGCACCGACUUUCUCAGUGUCUGGGACGGCCACCCAAAGCGCCUCUGGUUCCAUCGUCAACAACAAUGUCCGGUACACGGCCGAGCAGCGCCAGUUUACCGUCUUGACCCCCGAGCACCGCCUUGUUCGGUCUGUCGAGACGUUUUCCCUGUCCGAGUGCUCGCGCGUGUACGUGGAAGUGCUGAUCAACAAGCUACAUUGCUGUGGAGGGAUUGGCAUUGCCGACCUUGGUCUGCUGAACACCACCCCGAGCCACCAGCAACCUGCUACGUGGUCGUACAGCAUGGAAGGCGUCAUCUCGUCGCGCGGAGUCCGUGUCACCGCGAUCAGCCCGACUGCAUGGGGCACCAACGAUGCGAUCGGCAUGCUGAUUGACUUGGCGCAGCGGCAAGUCCAAUUCUAUCGCAACUCUGUCUUCCAAGGUCGCUGCGAGGACAUUGCAACAUCCAACAUUUGCGUUAUUGCCGACCUGGACGGCAAUGGCUCGUCCGCCAGCUUUUCGGCGACGACUUUGGAUGUGAGCGCAAUGUUGCAGCAACAGCAGCGCAUGUAGUUCUGUAGUACUGUAGCCUUUGGGGGCACUACUCUUGUACAUUUUUGUAGAGAAUUCGUGAAUUUUGUGUGUGCGCCUGUUCGAGUCGUUGAACGUGGUUGAUGUUGUGUUGUUUUCAAGCUCGAAAUCGAAACCGAAAUCGAAAUCGAAA
Molecule: messenger RNA, 3418 nt
Organism: Capsaspora owczarzaki ATCC 30864
Lineage: Eukaryota; Filasterea; Ministeriida; Capsasporidae
Exons: 1
Coding region: 37-3267 (1076 amino acids)
Biological process (GO): positive regulation of DNA-templated transcription
Cellular component (GO): SWI/SNF complex
Molecular function (GO): protein binding
Source: RefSeq, a predicted model, not a curated record